Toxotes jaculatrix (banded archerfish) is the source of this 2138-nucleotide messenger RNA. It is a transcript of the gene scel, whose product is annotated as sciellin. The transcript has 27 exons. Gene Ontology annotation, biological process: epidermis development. NCBI's taxonomy places the organism in Eukaryota, Metazoa, Chordata, Actinopteri, Toxotidae. Bases 149 to 1726 code for a protein of 525 amino acids. Gene Ontology annotation, cellular component: cytoplasm. The record is from RefSeq and is a predicted model, not a curated record.
UCCUCCCUUGACGUUAAAGCCGAAGGAAUAGGGGUGUGAUUGCAUACUGCAGAGUAACAGACAGGUGUCAGGACCCGGACUAUAGUGAGAGUUUUCUCUGUGUGUUCAGCCUCAGUCUCAGAGUUUUCUGUGGAGGUGACGUUACAAAAUGAGCAGGUAUCCAGCCCAGACUCCCAAGAGCACCAGCCCCAGCCAGGCAAUCGAGGACAGCAAGAAGAGGACAUCUCUCCUGAAAGACAACAGCUGGAUCAGAAAACCUGAUGAUGAGGACGAAUUUGUGGACCGAGACCCAAACUUUGGCAAAUAUGUUCUGAGCCGGCACAAAUCCAACGAAACUCUUGUGGGUUCAGAGACUGUAGAAACAAAACCCAGCAAAACCACAACCACAUCAACGUCUGUGCAGGCUCUGACCAAGAGAUUCAGUGGAAGUCAGGAUGAGCUGAGGAGCAGCACCCUCCCUUCCAGCAAGACUACGUCUUCCUACACAAAAAGCACAUAUUCAAGCCUGAAGUCAGAUUCUCCCACAACCACCACCACAACCAAGACUACUGUUACAGAGGAACCAAAGACAAGCACUACAACCACCACGAUCACCAAGGACGGCAAAACCACUGAGACCACCAUCACCACCACCCAGAGUGUUAGAUCUCCUGUGAUUAAAAGUCCAACCAAGACUGAGACAUUCACUGAGCGAGUCAAGUCUUCAAGCAAAGGGCCUCUAUACUCAAACUUCUCACCUACCAAAACAACCAAAGUGACUGAGACCACUGUUACCAGCAAUAAGAAUCCGGAGGACAAACUGUAUGAUACACUCCUCCCUUCGUCCACCAAGAAUGGUGUCUCACCCACAGACAGCAAAUCAACCUUCUCCAAAACUGAGACUGUGGUGGUGAAAGGCAGCACUGACAGAGACCCUGAGGACAAACUUUAUGAUACACUCAUUCCCAAGUCCAUCAAAGACAAUGUCACAGAUAGCAAAACAACUGUCUCCAGUACUGAGACUGUGACAGUGAAAAGCAGCAUUAAUGGAGGUGGUGUUAAAACUACAACCACAACCAGAACUUCAUCUAAGGCUGAGGAUGACCUAUAUGACACCCUCCUGCCUAAAGCCAUUACAUCUGAUCUGUCUUCUCCCAGCAGAUCAAGCGUCACAAAGACAGAGACUGUCACGGUGGACAGCAGCAGAGGAGGAGAAAGCCCAACUCUGACGUCACCAUCCUCCACUCGCACAAUCACCAGUUACAGCUCGUACACUGAUGAUGUUCCCUCCACCCGUACCACUUCCUACACCAUCAGUACCAGGCCCAGCGAGGACUACAGCAGCGACCGUAAAACCUACUCUUACUCCAGACCAGACAGCUAUGAGUACACCAGUAUCACCAGUCCCACUGUCUAUACCACAUCAUCGUACAGGACCAGCAGCAGGUCAGAUGACAUUCUGGCAGAGCCAAUCUACUCUAACUCCUCCAUGAAGAGUGUGUAUGCAUCUCCUGAGAGGACGGUGCUUGAGAAAGACCUGUGCACCUACUGCCGUAAGCCUUUCAUUGGUGAUGCCAAGAUGGUCCUGGAUGACUUGAAGAUCAACUGCCACGCUUCCUGCUUCAAAUGUCAGGUGUGUAACAGCACUCUGGGUCAUCUGAAGGCUGGGGACAGCAUGUGGAUCUACAAACAGAUGGUGCACUGUGAGAACUGCUUUGGGAUCACCAGAGAUAAAUGGAGACGCUGAGCUUUUCCCAAGCCUUCAAUGGAGACUACAGCACAUGUGGUUAAAGAUAAAAUGUACUAAUAAUAAAUUACUGUUUAUCAGCAUGUUUUGGGUGACACUGGUUCUCCUGUUUUUCUUGCUGACAGAUCUAAAUCUGGGUGUUUUGGCAAAUGACAGUUAUAUUAUAGAUAUAACUUUUCAGUAACAUGCACACACUAUUGCAUCAAGUUGUAACUGUGUUGUUGACAUUGUGAUAUUUCUGUCUCUGUAUCUACUUUAUCACAAGUUUAAGAUAGCAUUUCUGAUAUUCUCUUAAGUCUGCUGUCUUUAGGGGGACUCUUAUGUGUAACAUGAUAGGAGAUGUUGCAAUAUUUAGGGCCGGGGGCUUUUUCUUUGUGCAAUAAAGGCAAUUCAUGCAUUUUGUCAAAAAAAA